AUGCCGGCGGAUGCCUGGGACUCGACCUACGUGAAAGGGUUCGGAAGGUUGUUCACUCCCGGCGCGUGCGUGGAGAAGGUCGUCAUCGGAUGCGACGGCGACAAGAGAGCCGACGUGAGAGUGUUUAGUCAAUCGGGGUACUUGUGGCGCGGCAAGAAUAAAGGGAAAGACGGUUCGUACGCGAAACCUGCAAAGAUAGACCCGGGUCAGGUGGACGUGUACAUGGCGCACGAAGCCGUGGCGACUUUUGGGAAGGAUUUGCAAAACCCGAAAGUCGUCAGAGAGUUCGAUUACGUCGGGUAUUUCGAUCAGAAACGGUCGGCUAUUUGGUGGCCGUUCGGCCCGUCGCUGGAUUCGAUGGCGGAAGAUUUCCCCGCGUACACGAUUCCUCACUCGGAGAGGAUUCCCGCGGUGGCUUGGAUCGCCAUCGAUUGCCUUCCUCCGCGACCCGGCAUCGUCGUCGGUCUCGCCGAACACUUUCCGACGUUUUCCAUGGGGAAUUGCUUCAAUAACUACCACUUGCCGCGCAACUUGCCCGGCCGCGGGGUGGAAAACCUGGAGUAUCAGAGUAAGAUGGCGCGCUACAUGUUUUAUUUCGCCGUGGAGAACGCACCGAUGUGCCAAGGGUACAUGACGGAGAAGGUGUGGAUGGCGCUCGCCCGCGGCUCGAUUCCGAUAUACACUGGUCACGAUUCGUUCACCGAGCUCAUGCCGACGAAGAAAUCAUACAUUGAUUUGCGCGACUACGAUAGCUUCGAGGCGCUCGCGGCCGAGCUCGAGGCGAUCGCGAGCGAUGAGUCGAGGUACAACGAGUACACGAGUUGGCGGUACGAUCAUCCGAGCACGUGGUCUCCCGGCUUCCGCAAGCUCUUGCGAGUGCAAAGCACGGACAUCAAGGUUGGCCUGUGCGCGGUGCUCGCCAAAGGCCCCACCGUGUUCCCCAAAGCCGAUAAAAUGGGCGGAUGCUCCUCCGACGCCGAUCUUCUCGGCGUCAAACACGGCGACUUUGGCGCCUACAUCGAAGCCGCGCGGUUUCGCUCGAAGCACCACGAAACCGGCGUGCCGCGAUCACCGCUCGAUUUCCUCCAGCGCGUGUCGUGCAAAGACGAACAAGAGAAAGAGUUCAUGGGCGAUUGCUUCGUCAGGCGCGACGCGCCCGUUCCGCCGGAGAUACCUUUGCUCCUCGCCGCGCGCGACCGCGCCCAGUGGAAUCGCCGCGAAAAGCGCAUCGAGGAUCGCGCGAUCGACGCGACGGCGGACGAAACCGCGAAUUAA
Ostreococcus lucimarinus CCE9901 is the source of this 1275-nucleotide messenger RNA. RefSeq lists its product with no specific name. Bases 1 to 1275 code for a protein of 424 amino acids. Gene Ontology annotation, molecular function: alpha-(1->3)-fucosyltransferase activity. Gene Ontology annotation, cellular component: membrane. NCBI's taxonomy places the organism in Eukaryota, Viridiplantae, Chlorophyta, Mamiellophyceae, Mamiellales, Bathycoccaceae. The record is from RefSeq and is a predicted model, not a curated record. The transcript has a single exon.